GCAAAACUGGUUGAUGAAUUAAAAAAUAAACUACACCGAAAAAUGGGGGAGUUGAUUGAAGACUGCUUAGAGGUAAGAGGUUGCCAAAAAAAUCGAGAUAACUUACAGUAAUUUAGCUAUACCAAGCGGAAUUAAUGUCGGAAUAUUUACGGAGUGGAAGUUAAAACAGUUCAAUGUUUGGAACACUGUAUAUGCAUAACUCAAAUUGUUAAAGGGCUUUUGUAGAUGGAAAUUUGAAAAUGUUGAGCAUAACCUAUGCCAGUAUAUAUAAGCCCUCUAGCAGGAUUCGAACUUGCGGCUGCGGCCGUGCAAAUCCGGCACAUGUCUUCGCUUUCUUUUUUUUACCAUAUACACGAAACAGAGUAUCGAGAUGACGAAGUUCACUCUUUCGUCAGCAGAAAUGCCUAAAUGCCUGAGUCGGUGGUUUUAUAUGUAAUAAAAAUCAUGUUCAUUUACAUAAACUUUAUCUUUGAUUUCUCGGCUUAGACAACCUUGAUUUUUAAAAUUAUUUCGUCAAUGAAAUCACCAAAUGGGCGUUUUCUAAGCCAUUCUUCUCUCUCUCUCUCUCUCUCUCUCUCUCUCUCUCUCUCUCUCUCUCUCUCUCUCUCUCUCGCUCUCGCUCUCUCUCUGCACUAAGCACACCUGUCCUGCUCGUGUUUUGGUCUCUCGUGCUAUAAAGCAGUCCUGCUCGUGUUUUAAACAACGCGGUCUCUCGUGCUAUAUAAAGCAGUCCUGCUCAUGUCUUAAACAGUACUUUAAGGGAAAUGGCAAUAUAUGUUAUUUUAUUUUCUCAUUUGAAAGAACUUCUAAGACUAUAUGUAUAAUACUCAAAUUGGAAAAUAAAUUUCGACUCAGAAGUGGUGCAUUUUUCCACGCGUAAUACUAAAUACUCAAAAUUUGCUACUUUCACAGGGCUAUAUAUUUUCCGUAUUUUACAACAUUUUGAAACCAAAUUUGGCAAUAUUAUUAACUUAAAGAUGUUCUUUUAAGCUAUAAUGAUAGAUUUCGUCCUUCUUGUGUGGAUCAAAUUAAAUUUAGUUUAUAGCUAGCCUAAAUUCAGAAAUUAACACGAAAAAUGUCAGGAAAUACGCAGCUCGUGGCGAUGACCAUCCACCAGAUCAUUAUACGUCGAAUUCCUGCAAGGCGCUGAUCAAGUAGUGUUGUGGGUUGGUUUAACCAGAACAGGGAUUGUUUUGGGUCCCCACUUUGUUCAAGAACACCUGGACACCCGAGAAUAUUUGAGAAUCAUCCGUUAUAAUGUGAUACAGAGAGAUUGUCGCUGGCACAACAUCGACAGGUCUGUUAUGUGGUGGCAGCAAGAUGGGUCACUGUUAUGUUGGUGUUACAUGAAGUAUAGAACGUUGCAUCAAGGGGGUCGGGCAUUUUCGAAGUGAGCACAUGUGUGUAGGUUUCAUGUUUUAGGUACGUUGAAAUAAAUAACAAUUUUGAAGAUAUAACAUUGGCGACGAGGGUAAAUUUAUGCAUUACCGGUUAAUAUUAAAGAAAGAGUGAUUCAUUUUGGGUAUUUGCGAACAGUGAAGAUUCAAACGUGAGAUAAAAAAUCGGCGGACAAUCUGACAUAUAAGGUAUUUGUGCCAUUUUUAUUAUGGCGAGCGCGGGAAAUCUACAACCCAUGCCACCGUUUGACCCUAAGACGGAUGUGAGUGCUUUCAAGAGAUUUCAAAGAUAUUUGCUGGCAAUGGACAUCAAGUCGAAAGCACGGCAGCGGGCUAUGCUUUUGUACGCGGCAGGUCGCGAAGUGGAGGCCAUUUUUGACACGCUACCGGAUAAUGGUGACGACGAUGACUUUAAGACGGCGUGUGAAAAGCUCACUGAAUAUUUUAGUCCUUCUAAGAAUGUACCUUUCGAGGUAUAUAAAUUUCGUCAAGCUAAACAACAAGAACAUGAGACAUUAGAUGCAUAUUAUACUAGAUUAUGUACUUUGGCCAAAACAUGUGAAUUCGCAGACACAGAUACUGAGCUGAAACAACAAAUAAUUGAAGGAUAUUUAUCUAACAGAUUGCGACGAAAGAUUUUAAUGGAAAAAACAUUUACCCUGUCACAAAUAUUAGAUUAUGGAAGAGCAUUAGCUCGUACAGACCAACAAACAAAGGAAAUUAUAAAAAAGGACAUUUCUGAUGGUAAUGAGGAAUAUACUAAUCAAUUACAACAGGAUCACCGAAGACCUAGAACAACCAGUAAGUAUUCGUCAUCAUCUAGUAAGAGAUGUUUUAAAUGUGGACUGGGGUUUCCACACAAGGAUAACCAGAAAUGUCCAGCUAUAGAUAAAGAAUGUUACAAGUGUCAUAAAAGGGGGCAUUUUGCUCGUGUAUGUAAAACAACCGGAGGAGCCACUAGUUCAUUCCAGUGUGUUAAUAAGGUUGACGAACGGCAUUCAUCAACAAACAAAUCAACAAGUAAUUCGAGCAGUGACUCAGACAGCGGUUCAGAACACAUGUUCACAGUUCAACAAGCACAGCAAAAUAAGCAUCCCUAUUCUACGGUCCGUGUUAAUGGAGUCCCGAUGAAAAUGAUGGUGGGCAGUGGUGCGUCUGUUAACGUUUUGGGUCCUGAGGAUUUCGAACAUUUAAGCAAACAAAGCAAAGAACCAAUAUCCUUAAAAAAACCAACACAAAGAUUCGUGCUUUUGGAGAAAAUAACCAUAUUCCCCUAUUAGGCAAAGUGGAGACAUUAGUAGAAUCAAAACAUUGUAUGACAGUGGCUACAAUUUACAUUACCGCAUCUCAAUAUGGUAAAUUGCUUAGUAAUACAACAGCACAGCAAUUAAGACUUAUUAAGUUUGAUCUAAAUUCAGUUUCUCAGCAAGCAGUACAAGAGGGUGAUUUGGAUAGAAAAGCCUUGCGACAAACCACAACCCACUACAACCAGUAACUCGACAAGUAGUGAUGGUGAGAAAAGGACAAAAGUGUGCACAAGUACGCCAGACACAGGUUGAGUCUCGACUCUUUUAGAAGAGUAUGCGGAUGUAUUUGAAGGUGUAGGACAUCUUAAAGGGUUUGAACAAAAACUGCGCAUUGACGAUAGUGUGCCACCUGUGGCCCAAACAUACCGUAGAAUACCUUUUAAUCUUCGUCCUCAGUUAGAGAAGUGGCUUCAAGAGUCGCAGGAUAAUGAUUUGAUUGAACCUGUCGUUAAUAAAAGUACAGAGUGGGUCAGUGGAGUAGUGAUCGUGCCUAAGCCGAAAAAUCCGGACGAAAUACGUGUAUGUGGGGACUAUCGCAGAGUUAACGAAGCCAUUAAGAGGGAACACCACCCUAUGCCUACAAUUGAGGAACUAACAGAUGAUAUGAGCAAUGCAGCUCAUUUUUGUCGCCUAGAUUUAAGAAGCGGAUACCAUCAAAUUGUGCUUAACGAAGAAUCGCGUGGUAUAACAACUUUUACGACUCAUAAAGGUCUUUUCCAGUGGAAAAGACUCCCUUUCGGAAUUAACUCGGCAAGCGAAGUGUUUCAAAAUGCUAUCCAGCAUACAUUGCAAGGCAGGGGCGGAUCUUGGAUUUUUCGCACGUUAGUCAAAAAUCUAUGACAUUAUCGAUGACGCAAAACGUGAUGACGUCAUUUGCCAUGACGUCAUUCGAUGUCAUGAUGAUAGUCCAAUUUUCGUGGGAGUAUAGAUAUUUUAUUUUAUCAAACUACAAAUGCGCAAAUGACAUAGUUUUUGUACCUGCCAAUGUUCAGCAUAUAUAUGAUAAAGUAAUAUAUAGACUGUUUUGCCUUACAGUGUAUACCUUGGUUCAUCAGCAUGCCUAGGAAACACAUUUACCAAAAAUAGUAAACCAUGAUCCAACAAGGACAGCUCCUUGAAAAAGCUGAACACAAGCACGUGUUUCUGGCACCUUAAAACUAGAUUGCUUGCCUUCACACCUUUUGCAAAAGCAAAAGGAGUUUGGUUAGAACUUAGAAAUGGGUGACAAUGAAAACCACCUAAAAUGAGCAAUCUGGUUUUAAGGUGCCAUAAACCCACCUCACACCUUUCACCAUAGCAAAAGGAGCUUGGUUAAAAAUGGGUGACAAUAUGUGAAAUUGCCCAGUUUUUCCCUUUAGCCCCUUCCCCAUAUUACUAACCUAUGUCUAAUCUAAUUAAAUUCAUCAUCUUGUUAUAUACUGUCCACUAUGAAAAUGUAUAACAUCACAAGUGAAAUAGUGCCUCAAAGCUGCAGCUUCAUUGGAAGCCAACUUUUAUUGAAAACAAGUUUAUUUUACCUGCCAUUUUAAUUAAACAUAUUUUAAUCACAGUAGAUUCAAAUACAAAAGAUUCAUUACAAAUGACUAUUACUUUACUUAUCUAGUUAUCUGAAAUAAUUGGCAAGGUUUUUAACACAGUAUUCUAUUAUUCUUACACUAUGCUUCUUACAUACUGUAUAUAGAAACAUACUAUCAACAUGGUGUUUGUCUGUCAGGGCCUGAAAUAACAUUCCCAAAAUUCCCAAUCAUGGUGAUUGAUCAUGGUGAUCAGCAGUCAUGACUUUCCCUGCUUUUUCAGGUCGAAAACCCUGCUUUUCCACUGAUCAUAGGCAAUUUCCUGCUGAUUAUUGAUUGGUAAUCAGUUGUUAUUUCAAGCCCUGGUCUGUUGAAAAAUUUAACUGGUUCAAGAUGCAAUGGACCCGUCUCAAGCCAAUGAGAUCAAACCGAUAUUUGGCAUCAGCUUUUGUCUACAAAGCCCGAAUGUUUGAGGAGGGGGGGAGAUUAUGGGAAUUAAGGUAGUGAUCUUGAAAGGCUAAGUUUGGUUGAUGAUGAAGGAAGUUUUUUCUCAUGCCCAAGGAAGGUUUUUCUCAUGCCAGUGUUGUGUACAAGAGCGAGGUUAUUGUUAUUGGAGGCGAGAGUGGUCUUUUUGCAAGCCGAUAUAUUUAACUUUAACCUCAUGUUCCAGAAAAUGUAUUAAUAAAGUUUCCUACAGUAUGUUAGGAAUAAUAUCCUGGUAAAUUUGCAUCAUGACCAAGCCAAGUCAUUUAAUUUAACUUAAUUAGUCUUCAACCAUAGUGCUUCUUUGCUUAUACUGUAUAAAAACUAAAAGUGACCUACUGUAUAGACCUUUCACACUUGCACUGUAAACAUUUAAACUAUCAAGGUCAAAUUUAUAGGUCAUUGGUACCUGUCAAUGCUUUAUAGGGACAGAGCUAUACAGGCCAUUGCCAGUUGCAUUAGAUCUAAAAAUAUAACCAAAGAUUAUAUUAUUAUCUUUAUAAAGUACAUUUGUAGAGCUAUUAUCAGUCAAUCAAUACUCUAUAAAGCAUGUACACAAUAAAUAUUUUUUAUCCAACAUGAUCAAAUAUUUGAGAUCAAGUUUCUGCCACUUGAGGUGUUUUAAUUUUAUACACAUAUAAAUGAAUAUGUAUGCAGUAUAUGAAACUUUGGAUCUACAACCUCGCACAAUUAUGCAAAUCGUACGUUCAGUUCAACGAUUUAUUGUUCAAAAUUUAAACCACUUUACCUUAUUGCCAUACACCGCUUAUUAAUCUCUUGAAAAUAUAGACGACGAGAAAUCAACACAUAGUUUCGGCCAAGACAAUUUUCUUGCAUCCAUCGAAUUUAUCAGCUUGAAAUAUUCUCGACAGAACACCAGAAAGCAUCCCUUAUCGUAACAAAUAACGAUAUAACCCUUUCGAAAUCUUUAUUUCGAAAAUAGUUCAACAAAUAUACUAAGAUUAAGCGAAAUAAUUCGCUUGUAAAAUUGUACAGAGCUGCAACAGAGCUACCAAGUGCACAAUGCUUCCAAAUUGAAGAUUAGAAGGCCAAUCAGAGGAGAUGUUCUUUAACUCUUUUGCGCAAAUUGUCCAAUCAGAAGCUGCUAUCUGUUUGCAGGAUUAGUCAAAAUUGCGCAAUCGUUAGUCAAAAUAGGUCUGACCAAUCAACAUGCCUGUAAUGUGUAAUCUGAGCAAAUUUGACCAAUCAAAUAACAUGAACUAAAAUGCAGAAUAGUCAAUUUUCAUUUCAAUACCGCUUAUUUGACUUAUCGUUUGACUAAUCAAUCGCUGGCUCAAUGUGCAAAAACUGAUCGAAGUUUAUAUGCUGGAGUGUGAUGUAGUUUUGAUUGCAUGAUCAGAAAUGAAGAGAAGCGUUUGCGCUGGAAAAAAAUUCAAAAACCUUAGUCCAAUUUUUUUAUAUGCCUUUUUUUACGUUAGUCGCGUGACUAAUCUGACUACCCCUAGAUUCGCCCCUGUUGCAAGGAUUGAAUGGAGUUAAAAACAUUGUUGAUGACAUAAUUGUUUGGGGGCGAACUCAAAAAGAACAUGAUGCCAAUCUUCAAACUCUAUUGCAGAGACUAAGAGACACCGGAUUGACCGCAAAGAAAAGUAAGUGCCUUUUCAAUGUGGACAGUUUAUGGUUUUAUGGCAUGAUUCUUAGUAAGAAUGGGAUUAGGCCUGACCAGGAGAAAGUUGUGGCAAUAAAAAAUACACCUGCCCCAAACAAUGUAAAAGAACUAUGUAGCUUUCUAGGACUCGUGAAUUAUUGUUCGAAGUUUAUUCCUAAUUUCUCUACCAUUACGGCGCCGCUACGGAAAUUGAAUCGCAAAAAGGUUCCAUGGACAUGGGACGCUAGUCAUCAACAAGCCUUUGAUCAGGUUAAAUCUUCACUAUCUGAACAGUGUACGUUGGCCUGGGGGCCUAGGGGCUCCUGGUUCAACAUGACGAACAGGGCAUUUUGAAAGUGAUUGCUUUUGCUAGUAGAGCACUAACAGUAGUUGAACAGCGGUACUGUCAGACAGAACGAGAAGUGUUGGCAUGUGUGUGGGCAUGCGAGAAAUUUCAUUUAUAUUUAGUUGGUUGUCAGUUUACCUUGUAUACAGAUCAUCAAGCGUUAGAAAUCCUUUACUCAGCAAAGGCCAAACAAUCUGCUCGAAUACAGAGAUGGGCAAUGCGCCUCCAGCAGUAUAAUUACACCGUCAAGUAUCGUCCAGGCACAGGAAAUCCGGCAGAUUUCCUUUCACGGGCAUCAAUUAACGAGCCCUCGGGACAGUCUAUUGCCGAAGAAUAUAUUAACUUUAUAACAGAGCAAUCCAUUCCCAGAACAAUUACCUUGUCAGAGGUGCAAGAAGCGACAAAGAACGAUAAAGAACUGCAGUCAGUUGGACGAGCACUUCAGUUUGGCAACUGGAAAGACAAAUCCAUAUCAGCUUAUUUUGCAAUACGGCAUGAAAUAACAUCAGUAAGGGUUGUACUGUUGAGAGGACACCGACUGAUUAUACCAAUAUCACUUCGAAAUAGACACUUGGGAAUUGUCAAGACCAAACAAAAUUUGAGAACCAAGGUAUGUUGGCCUAGAUUAGAUAAAGAAGGAGAGCAACAUGUAAAGGAGUGUCUGAGGUGCCAAAUAUCUGGUAAUCCUGAACCCCCUCCACAUCUAGCAGUUGUCUCACCUCCAAUGGCACCAUGGUCAUGUAUUCAUGUUGAUUUCUAUGGACCAGCACCUACAGGAGAGCAUCUAUUGGUGAUGUUAGAUGAAACAACCGGAUUCCCAGAAGUUUGAGAUUAUGAAUAAAACCACAGCUUUUCAUACAAUACGAGCGUUUGAAAAAGUGUUUGCCCGACACGGACUGCCAGACACAAUUAAGGGCGAUAAUGGGUCGCCGUUCCUGUCCAAGGAAGUUAAGGACUAUCUGACAACACAAGGCAUCCACCAUCACCGUGUAACACCUUUAUGGCCCCAGGCCAAUGGAAAAGUGGAAGGCUUCAUGAAACCUAUGGGUAAAGCUAUUCGAGCGGCUUGGGCAGAGGGUCGAGAUUGGCAAAGAGAACUAUUCGCAUUUUUGAUGAAUUAUCGUACUACGCCGCACAUAUCUACAGGUGUGGCGCCAGCCGAGAUGCUUUACAAACGAGUAAUUCGAUCUACCGUUCCGUCUUUCUCUCAGGCACCUGCCAAUACAGCUGCAAAAAGGGUUUUGAAAGGAAAGGCAAAGUCAAAACAAUAUGUAGAUACCAGAAGACGUACACGAAAGUCAUCGAUAAAGGAAGGAGAUACAGUGUUGGUGAAACAGAAAAAGAAGAACAAGUAUACAACCAUGUUUCGUCCUCAACCAUACAAAGUUAUCAAUGUGCGAUAUUCCAGAGUAACAGCGCAAAGGGGUGAUCAUGUGAUUACAAGAAAAGGUUCGCAUUUUAAGAAAUUUAGUGGAGCGUAUAGAGAAACUGUUCCGAAUCCUGAGUCAGAAGAUGAUAUUACCAUUACGGCCCCACAAGCACGACAGGACAAUGAUCAAGACAUAAUUGAAGAUAGGUAUCCUUUAAGAGCAAACAGAGGCGUACCGCCAGAUUUUUAUGGACGGUAAAUAACUCUGAUAGUUAUUUGUAUACUUAGUUGUGUUAUCAAUCGUAGCAUGGACUACAGGUUUUAGUUCACAUUACCAGAUUCACUUAGAACUAUUUGUUGUGAGAGAAAGAGGGAGAUGUUAUGUUGGUGUUACAUGAAGUAUAGAACGUUGCAUCAAGGGGGUCGGGGAUUUUGGAAGUGAGCACAUGUGUGUAGGUUUCAUGUUUUAGGUACGUUGAAAUAAAUAACAAUUUUGAAGAUAUAACAGUCACCUUGUCACACCAUGCAGUAAAGCGACGAUGCAGUACCUUCGUGGGCAGUUUCCAGGCAGCGUGAUAAGUUUAGGCGGUGAUUUGCCUUGGCCUCCACGCUUUCCAGAUCUCACCGUGUGUGAUUUUUUCCUGUGGGGGACGGGGGUUAUCUCAAACACAAAACGUUGAGCGUGCAUGCCUCAUGAUCAACAGCUGAACAAUCUGAGACCGCUUCGCGAAGCGAUUAUUGCCGAAUGCCGCAACAUCGACGUGCAAAUAAUCCAACGUUUGUUGGAUAGUGUGGUCAAACGUGCAAGACUUUGCAUACGUUAUGCUGGAGGACAUAACUUUUUAGAUGAAUAGUUAUUUAAUUUUCGAUAAUAAACGUGUUCUUUACUGCUACCAUGGAUAAUAAAAUGCAUGGAUAGGAAACUAGCUGACGUGACCUAAUGUUUUCAAUGGGAUGAUGGCGUUGAAACCUAGUUGCAAACCAAAUUCUCAAAAAUGGCAUGUUUAGCAAUAAUACAUCUAAACAUUUUAGUCAAAGAGCAAAUAAAUAUAACUAGGCCAUUCUACGAUGAAAUCUCUAAGUAUUUCCAGUCAAUUUAGCAAAUAUUUCAAGCACUAAACAGUGAAAAAUGCAUCGCACCUGGUAUACAUAGUUUCAAAAGACCAUGCAUUUCCCUGUAAUCGAUUGUUGAUGACGAUUAAUAUAUUACGAUGUAAUGAACCAAUAGGAGCAGCUCUAAUGUAACUUAAAUUAAGCGAGACUUUUUAUUAAUUAUAGGAAAAAGAGAAGAGACCUAGUAUUGACGUGCUGCUGAACAAUCUUAAUGAAAUUGGUACUAUCGAAGGAUGGAUUUGUUCCGAU
Molecule: messenger RNA, 9387 nt
Organism: Paramuricea clavata
Lineage: Eukaryota; Metazoa; Cnidaria; Anthozoa; Malacalcyonacea; Plexauridae
Source: the annotation of a GenBank genome assembly